AUGGUGAACCUUCCAAGAUACGUAGCCCUCAAAUCCAAAUACAACAACAAUUACUUGCGUUAUGUGAACGAAGCCUCACAGGUGCAAAAGUUUUUGCAGUACUCAGGAGAGAGCGUUCUAACUCCAUACACAGUGUAUGAAUUGGAGCAAGCCAAAUGCGACCCUUCAUUAGUCAACAUAAGAUGUGCUUACAACAACAAAUAUUGGGUAAGUUGGCCUUCAGAUCAUCACUUCAUUGUUGCUCAGGCUGACAAUAUAGAGGAAGACAAAUCCAAAUGGAAUUGCACGUUAUUUCAACCUAUUUAUGAUAGCAAUAAUCAAGCAUUUCGAUUUCGUCAUGUCUAUCUUGGUUUCAAUGUGUGCUUGUGGAGAGGCUCUGCUCCUUAUGUAAACUGCUUGCGAGCGCAAUGGUCAACCCCUGAUGGCGAUCUUUGUGAUCUUAGCACACCCAUCAAUUGGGGAACUCUACUAUCGUUACCAAAACAUAUAGUUUUCAAAGGAGAUAAUGGUUACUACCUCAGUGCUCAGUGGAUCGAAGAGCAUCAAUAUUUGCAAUUUGCAUCUAAUGAUAUUGGAGAUCCCACCGUUGGAAUGGAAACAUUCAUUACAAAAGAUGGACAUAUUCGAUUGAAGUCAAACUACUUUGGAAAAUUUUGGAGGCGCAGUCCUAAUUGGAUUUGGGCUGAUUCAACCGACACCACGACCAACAAUUCUGAUACUCUGUUUUUGCCGACAAAAGUUGAUAAAAACGUUGUUGCUCUUCGUAACAUGGGAAAUAACAACUUUAUCAAGAGGCUCACUGCUGAUGGAAAGACGAGUUGCCUCAAUGCUGCUGUCAACACAAUUGACGGAACUGCAAGAUUGCAGUUUGAAGAGUCGGUUCUUUCGCGGGAAAUCUACAAUGUAAAGUUUCGUCCUUCUGAUUCGAGGAUCUAUGACCAAAGUACGCUUGUGAUGGCCACUGAGACUGCUACUAAUACAACAAAAGAAUCGCACACUAUGAACUUGAAAUUCACGUACACUGAAACUAAGUCCAGCAUGUGGAAUUCUUCAGUUUCUAUAAAAUUGGGCGUGAAAACAACCGUCCAAACUGGAAUUCCCUUUAUUGUUGAUGGAAAGGUUGAGAUAUCAGCUACGUUUUCUGGACAAUAUCAAUGGGGAGAAACAAAAACAACAUCAAAGGUGGUGGAAACCUUGUAUCAAGUAACUGUUCCGUCAAUGACCACUGUGAUUGUCAGCUUGUUGGCAACACAGGGUACGAGUGAUGUUCCCUACUCCUAUACUCAAUGUGACACACUCAUUAAUGGAGAAAUAAAAAGCUACCAAAUGGAUGACGGUGUUUACAAGGGAGUUAAUAGCUAUAAUUUUAAGUAUGAAACUAAAAGCAAACCAAUUACAGCUUAA
Molecule: messenger RNA, 1404 nt
Organism: Cucurbita pepo subsp. pepo (vegetable marrow)
Lineage: Eukaryota; Viridiplantae; Streptophyta; Magnoliopsida; Cucurbitales; Cucurbitaceae
Source: RefSeq, a predicted model, not a curated record